Salvelinus namaycush (lake trout) is the source of this 843-nucleotide messenger RNA. RefSeq names its product chondrolectin-like. Gene Ontology annotation, cellular component: cytoplasm. The transcript is spliced from 7 exons. Lineage: Eukaryota; Metazoa; Chordata; Actinopteri; Salmoniformes; Salmonidae. The record is from RefSeq and is a predicted model, not a curated record. Gene Ontology annotation, biological process: positive regulation of axonogenesis. The coding region runs from base 43 to 843 and encodes 266 amino acids.
CAGACGGUGUGUCAGGGAGGGGCGGAGCAUCCGUGCUACAAGAUGGCCUACUUCCGGGACAUGACCAGCCGCGUUGCAUUCUGGGAGGCCAGACAGGCAUGUGAGAUGGACGGCGGGUCCCUGCUGAGCAUAGAGAAUGCUGCCGAGCAGAGACACAUAGAGCACCUGCUACAAGAGCUUCGGACCUCCUCAACAGGAGCGGGGACAGAAACAGGGGCUGGAGCAGGUACCGGUAACGGAGGAAUAGCAGACGGUGAUUUCUGGAUCGGGCUGACAAGGACAGAUGGAGAGAACACACAGGAUCAAGAUCACUUCGCCUCCUGUCCCGACCUCUACCGCUGGACGGAUGGGAGUGUGUCACAGUUCAGGAAGUGGUAUUUUGACGAGCCGUCGUGCGGAGGGGAGGCGUGUGUAGUGAUGUACCACCAGCCCACAGCUCUCCACGGGCUGGGCGGGGCCUACAUGUACCAGUGGAACGACGACAGGUGCAACAUGAAACACAACUUCAUCUGCAAGUACGAACCAGAGAGCCAUCUGGUGAAGGAGCAGGGGGACAGGCCUGGAGCUCGUGACCCAGAUGUGACGGUGGCACAGACAAUAGAGGUCAAACAGGCUGGUCCCAGUGAGGAGGAUGGCGCCCCACACGUAGUCAUAGCCGGACCAGGGAUGUUUCUGGUCUAUGUGAUCAUCCCCACCAUCCCUCUGCUGCUGCUCAUCCUGGUGGCUUCUGGGACUUGCUGUUUCCAGAUGUUCAGCAAGAGCAAACCGGGGACCAAAACCAGCAUUAACCAAUCAACACUCUGGAUAUCCAAGACCCCUAAGACGGACAGCAUGGAAGUAUGA